Molecule: messenger RNA, 1761 nt
Organism: Pelodiscus sinensis (Chinese soft-shelled turtle)
Lineage: Eukaryota; Metazoa; Chordata; Testudines; Trionychidae
Product: complement factor H-related protein 2-like
Source: RefSeq, a predicted model, not a curated record
UGCACUACACUGCACCACAACUUUGAAUUGCAGGCUAAGCUUUGGAGGGACAGAGAUGACCCAGCUUGGAUGUAUUGCCAUUCUGAUACUAUGUGGGUGCUCCACAGCAUUAGCUAUUUCAUGUGGUAAGAUUGAAAACGGGUGGGUAAAGCCAUUCUCCUUCUUCCAGAGAAGAAAAAGAACAUUUGAAUGUAAUACUGGGUAUAUAGCAGAAAAUGACAACAACAGAAUUGAGUGUACUGCUUCAGGAUGGUCUCCUGUUCCCAAAUGCAUUCCAAUACAAUGCGGAAGGAUAGCAAAUGGGAAAAUAGUGGAUCAAGUUGAACAAAAAACAACCUUUCAAUGCAAUCAUGGAUAUAAAUCUGAAAGUGGAAUUAAUGAAACUACCUGUACUUCUGAAGGCUGGUCUCCAGUACCUAAAUGUAUUGUUCAAGGGUGUCCACAUCCACCUGACAUCGAUUUGGCAGAAAUUGUCAGCAAGGAGAAAGCAGAAUAUUGGGAGGGUGAUGCUGUACGGUACAGGUGCUACCCUGGAUACACUCUGGCAGGACCUGAAAGUAUAACAUGCAGUGAAGAAAAAUGGACACCUCCACCAAAGUGCUUGGCACCGUGUAUUAUUACAAGGCAACAACUGGAAACAAAGAAAUUGCUUCUGUCCAACAGCCGAAGACGUACAGUCUUGAUCCAAAGUGACCAAGCAAUACAACUUUUUUGUAAUGAUUCUGACCUUAAAAUUCCCAAUCACAUCAAAUGUGUUGACGGGCACGUGGAUUUACCAACUUGUGUAUCUGGAACAAAGGGAAAGUGUGGCCAUCCACCUAAAAUUGAGAACGGAGACAUAACUAGUUUAUCCCUAAAUGAGUACGCAUUUGGUUCUUCGGUAGAAUACAGAUGCCAGCAUUAUUAUAUAAUAGAAGGAGAACGAAACUCAUAUUGUCAUAAUGGAAACUGGACUAAAGCACCAGUUUGUUUAGCACCGUGUACUGUCACACAAGAAGCUCUGAGACCAUACAACAUAGAUUUCAAGUGGGCUUCACAUCAGAAACUCUACGUACCACAUGGAGAGUUUGUAGAGUUUAAGUGUAGAUCCAGUUUCUCUCCAAACUCUUCAAAUAUUUAUAGAGUGCAGUGCAAUUUUGGUCAAAUAUCUUAUCCCCAAUGCACUUAGAGAUGGGUCAAUGUAGGAGACUUGAAAGUACACUUUAUUAUUAUGCUUAUUAGUGGUCUCUCUGACAACAAAAAUUACCUCCAGACAUGGAUUGCUUCAGGAAUGGUAUAACAACUAAUUCAUUUUAACUAAUGCUACAGUGACGUUUUGGAUGUGCAGCUUUUUAGGAGCAAUGUCUCCAUAAAUAAACACAAACAAGAUGGUAGCCAGCAUAAGCAAUCCUCAAAUAGAUCAAACAAAAGAAUGUAAAACUCCAAAUGCCCUUUGAAAUGAUCUGCAAAGAAAACACAGCUGGGGUUUAUGCUUUUUCUUGCUUGUUUAUGAUGUCUAAGGGCAACCUAAAAAGGGGGAGAGUUUUUUUUUCCUAUCUGCAUAUUGCACAAGAAAUUGAGGCCUAGUUUAGACUGGAAGACCAAGAUAACUGGUGAAUUAGUGCAACUGUGACAUCACUAGAACUGUGUGAAAAUUAACAAAUGAGAUGGGAUGGGAUUUUUGGCCAGACUCUAAAACUUUGUGUUUUGUUUUUGUUAAUUGUUUAAUAUUUCAAUUACCAAGAUUUUGAAUAAAGGGCUUCUGAAGCCUCUACAAUUAAA